Zonotrichia albicollis (white-throated sparrow) is the source of this 3588-nucleotide messenger RNA. The record is from RefSeq and is a predicted model, not a curated record. NCBI's taxonomy places the organism in Eukaryota, Metazoa, Chordata, Aves, Passeriformes, Passerellidae.
GCGGUGGCGGCAGUCCUGUGACUCAUGCCUGCGUCGAAGCAGAUCAACCGGCGAUUCACGCUUUUAAAAAAGCAAAUCCGAGCACUUCUGGAAAAAAAGGUCAUCUCGCAUUAAAUUCCGCGGCGCGAUUGGUAUUCCGACGUCGUUUCUGGCAGAGUUUAUAAGCGGCGGGUCGCUCCCAGGCUAGAGUCGCCCUGCCAACCUGGACUACGGCAAUAAGAGCGUCCGCUCGCUCCCUCGCAAAUUCCUUGCUGCCCACCCCUCAGAGGAAUAUCGAGAAAAUACGAGCUCCGAGGACUGGGGCUUUUCUGAAAGGAUGGCUUCCUCCGCUCCCUCAUCCUCCAACGAUGCUCCGGACCCCACCCCACCUAAUCUGCGACCUACAAGGUUCCUGCAAAGGACCAACAGCCUGGAAGACAAGGGCCGGAUCGUCAGCUCUCUGAAGGAAAAGCAGUCCUCCAAGAGCCUGCUGGCAUGCGAGAACAGUGAGAAGGAAUCCAGGUUCCGGCGCACCGAGACAGACUUUUCCAAUCUGUAUGCCAGAGAUUUGUUGCCCUCCAAGAAUGGUGAGGAGCAGACCAUGCAGUUUCUGCUGGAGGUUGUGGACAUCCUCCUCAAUUACGUGAGGAAGACUUUUGACAGAUCCACCAAAGUGCUGGACUUCCACCACCCACACCAGCUCCUGGAGGGCAUGGAGGGCUUCAACCUGGAGCUUUCGGACAACCCUGAGUCCCUGGAGCAGAUUCUGGUGGAUUGUCGGGACACCCUGAAAUACGGAGUGAGGACAGGUCACCCUCGCUUUUUCAAUCAGCUGUCCACAGGACUGGACAUUAUUGGCUUGGCUGGGGAGUGGCUGACAUCUACUGCUAACACAAACAUGUUUACCUAUGAAAUUGCUCCUGUCUUUGUCCUCAUGGAACAAAUAACACUUCGAAAGAUGAGGGAGAUUAUUGGAUGGUCAAACAAAGAUGGUGAUGGAAUAUUCUCACCUGGAGGAGCCAUCUCCAACAUGUACAGCAUAAUGGCUGCACGCUACAAAUAUUUCCCUGAAGUUAAAACCAAAGGCAUGGCUGCAGUCCCUAAACUGGUUCUCUUUACCUCAGAGCAUAGUCACUACUCAAUAAAGAAAGCUGGAGCUACACUUGGAUUUGGAACAGACAAUGUUAUUUUGAUAAAAUGCGAUGAAAGAGGCAAAAUAAUACCAGCUGAUUUGGAGGCAAAAAUUCUGGAAGCAAAAGAAAAGGGAUACGUUCCUCUUUUUGUAAAUGCGACUGCAGGCACAACAGUAUAUGGAGCCUUUGAUCCAAUACAGGAGAUUGCAGAUAUAUGUGAAAAAUACAACCUCUGGCUCCAUGUUGAUGCUGCCUGGGGGGGUGGACUCUUAAUGUCCCGAAAGCACCGUCACAAACUGAGUGGAAUAGAAAGAGCCAACUCAGUCACUUGGAAUCCACACAAGAUGAUGGGAGUGUUGUUACAAUGUUCUGCCAUUCUUGUCCGGGAGAAGGGUAUCCUUCAGGGCUGCAAUCAAAUGUGUGCAGGCUAUCUCUUCCAGCCAGACAAGCAGUAUGAUGUCUCCUAUGACACUGGAGAUAAGGCAAUACAGUGUGGUCGACAUGUAGACAUUUUCAAAUUCUGGUUGAUGUGGAAAGCAAAGGGUACAGUAGGAUUUGAAAAUCAGAUCAAUAAAUGCCUGGAGCUGGCAGAAUAUCUCUACACUAAAAUCAAAAACAGAGAAGAAUUUGAGAUGGUAUUUGAAGGGCAGCCAGAGCAUACAAAUGUAUGUUUUUGGUAUAUUCCUCCAAGUCUCAGGGGCAUGCCAGACUCUGAUGAGAGAAGAGAAAAGUUACACAGGGUGGCACCAAAAAUCAAGGCAUUGAUGAUGGAGUCAGGCACCACCAUGGUUGGAUAUCAGCCUCAGGGAGAUAAAGUCAACUUCUUCCGAAUGGUCAUCUCAAACCCAGCAGCAACUAAGUCUGACAUUGACUUCCUCAUUGAGGAAAUUGAGAGGCUGGGGCAGGAGCUGUAGUGGUUGAAUGAUUUAUUUCUGGAAUUCACUGUUUUCCAGCACUGGCUAUUUUUUAAACCCAGUUCUGCAGAACAUGUUUAAAGGAAAUUCUGUAAGUUGCAAUCUCCUAAGACAUCCUUAAACAAAACAGCUAUAGGCUACUGAAAUAUAUAUGUAUUGUUAGAUCAUAUUAUUGAGGGAAAAUGUAUUAUCUUGAAGUUGAAGUACUAUUGACUCUUACAUUGGUCUUGUUUAUUGUAGACUGCAGAAAAUUAAUAGAUAUUAAAAUAGCAAAUUAAGAACUCUGCACAGUAUAUAUGUACAGUAUAAAUAAAUAUAUAUAAUUAUAUAUAUACAUACAUAUAUAUAUAUAUAAAGUGGUUAUAAACUUAGAUCAAAGCCACAGCAUGUUUUCCACUUUAAGAAAAUUAAGUUUUCCUUCAACAACUUUGGUGUGGAUAAUGUGCUACAAGUUUUUCUGCCAGACAGAAACAGACAUAUAGAAACAGAUAUAGAAACAUUUCUAAAAUGUAGAUUCUUAGGAGCUAAAGAAAAUGUAUAACAGUAUUAGAUCUUAUUGUUGGUGCUUUUCUCACAUACAAAACAGCAAUCUCUAAGAGCACCUUUGAGUAAAAUAGUUGUACUUGCCCUUUAGUGUCAAAUCAGGGGAUGACAGUAGCAGAGUCAUUGUAACAGGUAUAUUAUUGCUGUAUUUUUAGAGGUUAAUUUGUGUAGAUUGUGUAUAUUAUUGUUAAAUUACUUUGUGUAAAAGGAUUUAAAUGUAAUAGUUUUACAGCAAGAUAACUGUUUAAUUGUAGGUAUCUGAAACAUUUGCUUAUUUAUAUGCAGAGAUUUACCAUGCUGAAGAGUUGUCUUGUAUUUUCUUCUGUUUGUAAUGUAACCUAUUUAUAUAUUAUUGAAGUUCUAAAUAAUGUUUAUGGUAUUUUAGUGUCUUUGUGAGCCAAAGAAAAAAUAAGAAAAUAUUAGUUGACACUUUUGUUUAAAUCCUAGUGCCCUUAAAGUAUAACUUACAGAUAAUUUUACUGAAGAUAAGGAAUUCUGACAUUGUGUAUAGACUAUCAAAUUAUGGGAUCCCUUUAAUCUAUUAGAAUUAUUAGAAAUUUCAGUUUUAUUUAUUGUAAAGUCAGACUGUUCAGUGUUCUGAAUGCUUUUCUAGUGAAUAUUGAUUGCUACCCAAGGCCCCUGUUUUUGAGUUUUAUUUCAGAACUGACCUCUGUGACCAUUUUAACUAAAUUCUGUGGGAGUUUUAACCACAUCAUUCUUUUAGUGAAAUGGAAUUUCACUAAAAUAGAAUUUGGAGCUUAUAAAAUAAAUAAAACCAAAAGUAAUCUCAGUAUCUUUUAAUACAACCAGCUUGUCCCAAUAAUUUCAACUGGUUAGUGUUUUCAAAGUAUAGACACCAGAUUCAUCUGCAGCUUGAUCAAUUUUAAUCAUUAGCUAAUCAAUAUUACUGAGUGGAAAAGUCCAUACUAGAAACACAACAGUGGAACAAAAUGGAGAUUCAAUAAUCCUCUGUUCACUGAGUUAGUGUCAUGGUGAUAAAUGGAAUAUGCUAAUUUCAA